AUGCUUUCCUCUUUCUUCCCUGCAGACCCACAGGUGGCUCUGGUGACUGAGAUGGCAUCCUCUCUAAAGGUCCUAGGCCCUCUCUUGACCCUGCUACUUCCCCUAGGUGGGCUGCUUGUACACAGCCAGAACCUUUCCUGGAAGGAAUUCAUGAAACAGCAGUACCUGAGCACGAGCUGGAAAUUCAGCAACUACAAAUGCAAUGCUCUCAUGAGGGAAAGAGAAGGUCCACAAGACAGGAACUAUCACAUCUUCAUCUAUACCUUUUGGCACAAAAUCGAGCAUAUUUGCCUCAGGAAGUGGAGAGACCGUUACAGAAAUGUAUACAUAUGGGCCCAGCAUCCCUUCAAAAUACUCCAGUGCUACCAGGAGGGCAACCAAAAGAGCUACAGAGAGCACAGGGGGUAUAGCCACAUUGAAUUCCACUGUGGCAUGAAUGGGCAUGUCGAUGGCAUAGAGGACAUCCAGUUUUUAGACAUCAAAAAAUAGAAAGUCUACCCAUACCCAGAGGUUUGAGUGGAGUGUCCAAUACUUCCCAAGAGGGAGCCCGUGCCUUGGUCAACAGCCCUUGCUAUGCCAUCCUUUGCAUUUGUGGUGCCAAUGUUUUCCAACUACUUAGAAUUACGCAUCAUCACAUGCUUGUUUCCUAUCAAAACCACUCACAGUUUCUCUGCCUGGAAUAUUCCUGUGCCCUCAUGUAUCUGAUUUGCUCUUACAAUUUUUUAAGAUUAGGCUCUAUAUGGCUUUUCUGUUUUACUGAACCAGGCAUGUUCCUGAAAGUGACUCUUAUUACACUGACCAAACCUGAAUGGUCUUCCUUCCCUAAAUAAAUUAUGUCACUUUACCAUGUGUGACAUGUUAUAUGUUGUGUGAUUGGUAGAGGUUUCCCAGGGUGUUUGAUACACAUUGUGCUUGGAUAUGAUGGGUACACAAUGUAGGCUGAAGAUGUGUGUCAUUGGACUCAUUCCUUAAACAUGUCUCUAAGGAAAUGCAUGCAUUUUAGAUAGGUUAAGUCAUUAUGUUUCCUGAGGCAUAAUAAACUAAGUAGAAGAUAAUGGCAGAAAUAUACAUUAUAUGUUAAUUAAAAAAAAACAGAAAAGAAAGAAGAUAAUGGCAAAAAUGGGGUUUCUGAUAAUAAUCAUUUUCACUAGGCAGAGGUAUAGAGUAGAUAUGCGAUGUUAAAAGGUAACCUUCAAGAAUGGGUUUUAAGACUUAAGUUUUGUUGGAGGAAAGAAGAAGUAAAUUGCAGAAGGAAAUGUUGAGGACACAAGAAAGUAAUGUCCAUGAGAAUUCUGUUUGCUAAAUGGGGAAGAGUGAUACAGAGAAGGAUAAACCUUCACUUCAUACAAUUUUGCCUCCAGCAGAUAUGGGGAGGAGAAAUGUGGAACACUAAAGUAACUUGUAUCCUUUAGCCUCCUGCAUUGUUGAAUGACUCCAGUCUUGAAAAACUUGGAAAAGGCCAAGAUCAUAACACUUUCAGUUAGGUGGCUGCAUUCCUAGUCCUAGACAUCUAGCCCAUGAGUAGUCAAGGAAUCUAGGUUAGUCAUCAUAUUUCAAGAAGAGCUCCUCAGCUUUGCAGUUUUUCAGUGCACCUGGAGAUGAGCAGACACUGGGAAGAUGAUGACCUAUAGUAAUCAAACUCACAAGAGAUUAGUGUUAAACCAGUG
Molecule: messenger RNA, 1667 nt
Organism: Lutra lutra (Eurasian river otter)
Lineage: Eukaryota; Metazoa; Chordata; Mammalia; Carnivora; Mustelidae
Product: epididymal secretory protein E3-beta-like
Exons: 1
Coding region: 1-489 (162 amino acids)
Source: RefSeq, a predicted model, not a curated record